This is a messenger RNA of Brettanomyces nanus, 2340 nucleotides long. RefSeq lists its product as uncharacterized. The transcript has a single exon. Gene Ontology annotation, biological process: regulation of DNA-templated transcription; telomere maintenance via telomere lengthening. Bases 1 to 2340 code for a protein of 779 amino acids. Gene Ontology annotation, cellular component: shelterin complex. The record is from RefSeq and is a predicted model, not a curated record. NCBI's taxonomy places the organism in Eukaryota, Fungi, Ascomycota, Pichiomycetes, Pichiales, Pichiaceae. Gene Ontology annotation, molecular function: telomeric repeat DNA binding.
AUGAGACCUGAAACAAGAACACAUCACUCCAUUAGAGCGGCCAAAAAGCAAGGUGAGGUCAACAUGGAUGACAAUAUCAAAUUUGUGAGCAAAAUUGAGGGCAAAGCCCUUAAUGGGAUUCAUUCUGAGGCCCACGGACCGACUCAUCCUGACACCAACGCGGAGGAUGAGGAAGCCAUUGAAGAAGAACUUUCGAGAUUGGAAGCACGUACUGGAAACGAUGAGAGCGACGAAUCUAUCGGAGCAAACGAAGCGUCACUCGAGAACAGUAAUGUCGCAGCAGCAGCCUUGGCUGUAGCCAGUGAAGAGGCUACACAACGAGACUCUCAGAGAAACAUCAAAGGUGGUGACCGAGGUGAUAAGAAAGACAGGGAAGAAAGUUGGGUGCAGAAGCAGGAAGUCUCCAAAGGUCAGAAACAGAGUAAGGGCCAGCAGUCAACUGGUAGUGAGGGAGACGUGAUUCCGAAAUACGUUUCCACACCGUUGUACGAGCUUUUUAAAGACAGAAGAUUCACUGUCUAUGGGCAAUCUGCGGCUGCGGAUGAUGUUAGGCAGAUGGUGAAGAACUUGGGAGGUGAGACUGUUUCAGAGGGAACUCGAGGAGCCAUUGCACUUGUCAGAAGUGCCAGCUCUGCCAUUCCUAACAAUGUGCAGGAUGCCUUUUCGUUUGAUUUCGUCUAUUAUGCUCACAGUAAAGGUGUAAUUCCCGAUCUGGAAUCUUUUAAGAUUCGGAAACCUCCAGGUUUACCCUCUAAUUUUAAGAUCAACGUCGGAGAAUUGGCUGCAGGAGGAGAAGCGGGACCUAAGGAACCUCUAGGUGCCAGAGAAACACCGACAACAGGAGCUAGAUCUGAAAAUACAACCAGUAUGGCACUAGAGAAGCAUCUUGAAAAACCAGUGAUGGGAGCUAUGCCACAUUCAGUGUUUCCAACUCCCAAAAAGCGUUCAUCGAAGUUCACGGCCCAGGAAGACGCUGCUAUUCUCGAUCUUAUCCGUAGAAAUCCUUAUCUAAGAUCGACGCAUAGUUUUUAUGCUCAGAUUGCGCAGCUUCCGUUGCUUUCGAACCAUACAGGCAACUCAAUUCGGUUUCGAUUCAGAAAAGUCCUCUCCAAACAGCUGGACUGGGUGUAUAAGGUGGACCCAGAGACCAAUGACAUACAAAUGAACCCAGAGACCAAUGAACCAUUGAAAAUCAAGGAACUUCCAGGCCUUUUGAAAUCUCAAUACACUGCCGAAGAGGAUUACGAUCUCUGCAAAUGUGUCACCGAAUUCCGCGAGAAUGGUGGAGGUAUGACGAGAAAGAGAAAGAUGGACAGUGGAAGCAUUCCGGAGUCGAUUUUCCAAGGAUUGGCGGAGAAGCAUCCUCGACACUCUGCCAUGUCUUGGCGUGACCGUUACAGGAAGUUUGCAUCGGUGUACGGACUGGAGAAAUAUAUAAGCUACUACGAAGAGUGUUUGGCCAGUAACGAGAAACCUUCUCCUAUGAGAAAUCUCAGCUCGAGAUCGGGAUUAAAGACGAGCUCGAAGAGGAGGAGAACUGUUAAAGCCGUAGAUGCUGAAACCGACCUUAACUCUGCCAAGUUGACUGACUCUUCGCAGCAGGUUCCCAUGGAUCUCGGAGCUGUUAAAAUCCAAGAGCUUGCCCGAGCUUCUGUUGAGAGUAAAUCUACAGACGAAAUGAAAGAGAAGAGGGAUGCCAACGGUGGCUCCGAAGUUAAAGGAGAAACGAAAGACGAUAAUGCAACAGGGGCCACUGGUGUUGAGGCAGUUGGAGCGGCUGGAGCGGCUGGAGAUGUUGCUGCUACAAGAUCCACUGGCUCUGAGUCUCCUUCACAGUCUGCCAAUUUAUUUGAAGAUGCAGACGAGAUGAAGGCACUCAACAUUGAUAUUACAGGUACUAUCAGUUCCCAUGGCAGUCUUUUAGGCAAUAUGAGUGUUGAAGCAUUGAGAAAAGCAGAACCACAACCACUGACAGAGAGGAGCAAGGCCAAUUCCGAGGAAAUAUUGAAGGACAUUGAAGAACUGUUUGGGGAUUUCGGCUCAGAUAUCACGUCUUCGGCAGAGUUAUUUAAGACAAUCCAUGAUAAAACCGGACUCUCUGUUGCAUGGAUGAACUACUGGUUUGAUUGUUCUUGUGGAAUGUUCAACGUUUUUAUUGAUGCUGUUCAGAAUUACUUGAAAACAGGCCAAUUAACAAUGGAAGACCACCGUGGCUUUUGGACGGCUGAACACGAUAAGAUGCUCUUAAACCAGCACAAGUUGCCACAACUCUACAAGCUACAUGGAGAGGAUUCCGUCAAUAAGCGUAAGGCCACCAUAAUGGGACCGCCUAACGAGUGA